AUGGCUUCCGGCGACAGGGAGCUCGAGCAGCAGCUUGAGGAAGCGGGGAACAAGCUCCUUAACCCUCCUUCUUCGGUCGAUGAACUUCUUCCCCUUCUCGACCAAGUCGAGAGUUAUCUAGCAAAGGUGGAACAGUCACCUACGGAAUCAAUGCAAAGCGCACUGGCUCCAUCACAAAAUGCAUUGAUCACAGACCAGCUUUUUCGGCAUUCAGAUGUGGAUGUUAAAGCUGCUGUAGCUUCUUGCAUCAGUGAGAUAACGAGAAUAACCGCACCGGAAGCUCCUUAUGAGGAUGACCAGAUGAAGGAUGUCUUUCACCUGAUAGUAUCUUCAUUUGACAACCUGGAUGACAAGAGUAGUCGGUCAUAUACCAAGAGAACGUCGAUACUUGAAACUGUUGCGAAGGUCAGGUCAUGUGUGGUGAUGUUGGAUCUUGACUUGGAUGCGCUGAUAUUAGAGAUGUUUCAGAAGUUCCUCAAGUCUGUAAGGGAUUACCAUCCAGAAAAUGUUGUUACUUCCAUGGAGACAAUUAUGCAUCUCGUCCUAGAAGAGAGUGAAGAUUGCCACACGAAACUGUUCUCACCACUUUUAGCUUGCGUAAAAAAGGGAAAUGAGGAAGUCUUGCCCGUUGCUCGCAAGCUGGUGGAGGGCGUUCUUGCAAAAUGUAGUUUACCUCUCAAGCAUGCCUUGUUAGCUGCUAUGAAAGCUUUACAGACCUCUUUGGAUGACUACAGUGAUGUUGUUGUUUCUAUAUGCCAAGAUGUUCCUCCCGAAGAUAUUGAUCAGGCAGAUAAUAAUAAAGUAGAAGGAAGCAAGUCAGAUAUGGCGUUGGUCAAUGAGGGUGCCAAGGCGAAUAAAGAAGUAACAGCAGGAGUUGGUCCUUCUGAAGUACCCGAUUCAGCAGGCGAUAAGUCCUCCAAGUCAGUUGUAAGCAAUGGUGUGGCAAAGACAAGGGAAGCUCAGGUCUUGGCCGAGUCAGAUUCCUUGAAAACCCAAGAGAAGGGUAAAGCCACUAGGUAUACAAAAAGUGCCAAUGCUGCCACAAAUGCUGAUGUUUCUGCUACCGAGAAGGCUGCUAAGAAAGAAAGCAGGCCGGAGCUGAGUAACAGAAAGAGGGCGAGAAAAUCUAAGUCAUCUGCAAAGUUGAUCGAGCGUUCUGAGGUUAUACACACUGCUGAUGAUAAAGAUGCUGAUAAGCUUCCCGAAGGCAAAAGUCACGCCAAGGAUGCUCCCAAUUCACCUCAUGCAGAAAAAUCUGUACCCGGUGCUGCUGCUGUGGCUUCUGAAAGUAAGCACAAGAAUGAUAUCCAGCCGUCAUCCCCAAAAGCAGCGGAUGGGGAGUCCUUGACUGCUUCUCCAUCUGUGAGUGAAAGCCCAGUAGAUGAAACCCUUGCCAAAAAGGUUGCUCGUUUAAAGAAGAAAGAGGGUUCAGUAAAGGGGCUUGUGCAAUCUACUGAUGAUGUCCAAAAAAGAGCAUCUGAAGCGACAAGUGACUCAGAAGUGAAGCCCACCAAACGUGGCAGGAAGGGACCUUCUGGAAUCUCCAACAAAGAAAAGUCGGUAAAGAUAACCGAGGCAUCAAAGAAAGAAAUUGGUGGAAGUGAAUUGGACGCAAAACUAUUGAAGCAGUCAUCUAAGGCAGAUGAAGGCAGUAAGAACGCAGAAGGGUCUUCGUCAAAGCAGUCUGAAGAUAAGAACCAACGUGUGCGUGGAAAAGCUCUCUCGGGGAAAAAUGUUGCAAAAAGUUUACCGAAUGACGAUGAGAAUGAAAAUAUUUCAUCCCUGAAGUCCGCUGUAAAACAAGUGAAAGAUGAACAUCCUGUUGAAGAGACCCCCAAGACAAGUAGCAAAAGGAAACGAGAUGUAGGGAAGUCCGCUGGAAAAGAAUUGGCAUCUGAUGCUAAAGAUUAUGGCGACGAAAUUGUUGGUAAAAGGGUGCAAGUAUGGUGGCCACAAGACCGUAAGUUUUAUAAAGGCACUGUUAAUUCUUAUGAUUCUACCAAAAAGAAGCACUUGGUUAUUUAUGAUGAUGGUGAGGAAGAAAAUUUAAAUAUGAAGAGGCAGAAGUUUGAUAUCCUGAAUAGUGAAUCUGGUGGAUCUGAUUUGGAGGAUGAGGGAGAAGCAGCCAAACCUUCAAGUCCUGAUGCCUCAUCUGAGAUCCCGGCAAAGAAGAAGGCAAAAACUGAGCAGUCGGCUAAAAAAGAAAAGAUGGAUGCUUCCCCUAAAAGGGGUGGUGGAGCUUCUAGCAAAUCCAAGAGUUCAGCAGCUCGUGGGAAACCUGGGCGAAAACCGAAGGAAGUCAAUCAAACUGAUGUGGAAGAUCCCAAGUCUUCCAUGAAGACAGAGGACGAUAGUGGUACCAAAAACAAGGAGCCUACCCUCGAGAGUGGAGGUAAAUCAGGUGAUGUUGCAUCUUCCAAAACUCCUGGAAAAUCCAAGACCACUGAUGACUCUGUGGCAGCAACUAAAGCUACCACUAGCACCAAGUCGAAAGAUGAUGGUGGCGCUAGCUCUUCUGCAAAAUUGUCGAAAGCCAAACAAUCAACCAAGAAGACUGCCGGCGGGAGAUCGUCCUCCAGUGCAAAGGGUAAAGGCAUCAAGGGCGGUGCGAAGUCCAAAGCUAAUGGUACAGGGAAGCCCAAAACUGGUUCCACCAAGGCAAAAGACACCGAGGUGGAAGACAGCACUGAUGACGAGUCGGGCAAAGAAGAGGAGAUUAUCAAGGAAAAUCCGACAUCAAAGGGGCAAGCCAGUGAAGCAAAGAGCGGCAAGAAGCGGCCGAGGGAGGCCAAACUCGAGUAG
This is a messenger RNA of Linum trigynum, 2802 nucleotides long. The record is from the annotation of a GenBank genome assembly. NCBI's taxonomy places the organism in Eukaryota, Viridiplantae, Streptophyta, Magnoliopsida, Malpighiales, Linaceae.